Molecule: messenger RNA, 755 nt
Organism: Drosophila simulans
Lineage: Eukaryota; Metazoa; Arthropoda; Insecta; Diptera; Drosophilidae
Exons: 1
Coding region: 107-667 (186 amino acids)
Source: RefSeq, a predicted model, not a curated record
UUGCUUUUCUCAUCGUCAGCAUAGAAAUCAAAUUUGAAUAAAAUUUCUAAAUUUAAAUAAAGUUUUCUUGGAACACACCUAACAAUCAUCGAAAUCAAUAAAAGCCAUGGAGGAUGACCUGGAGUUUCUUAUCAACGCCCUGUCGGUGCCAAACACUCCACUCACCGAACCCUACGAUGAGGUGCAGCUUCUGGAGAUGCGUGAAUCCUUCAAGGCGCUGCAGAAGAUCCUGCGGCGCAGUUCCCUGCCCGUGGAGGAGAGUCUGCGUUCCAUGCCGAGAUCGAAAGCUGGCGGACAUCUGGAGGCAUUGCCAUCCAUGCUGCCUAUUAUGGACAGCAAUAACGAGAGGUCUAGCGAUAAGGCGUGGAACUCGGCGGAAAGCGGAGCCCGUUCCUCGCCUAUCAUUUCGGAGUGCGGCCUGGGUGAUUGGGACAAGGAGGAUCCUUCCUCGGAUGCUGCAGAUAAGGCACUGGUGCCCUACGAGGAAUUGUGCAAUGAGCGAAGCAGCUCGGACACCACAAUCACCAGCCGGAGCCUCGCCUCGUCGGGAAUCUCGCUCAGCAUACCUGUUCACUUGGUGUGGAACAACAAAGACUACAAUCAGGAGAGCACGGACAGUGAAACAACACUUGUAGCGGACGGGCGCAGAUACAGUAUUAAAAAUUAAGCCACGGUCAUCCAUAGUAUUUUUCAAAAUUCUAGUAAGAGAAUUGAAGUUUCAUACAUAUUUAAUAAAUGUUGAAUAACAUUUUUAA